This is a messenger RNA of Carassius carassius (crucian carp), 1784 nucleotides long. Its product is annotated as MPN domain-containing protein-like. The transcript is spliced from 13 exons. The record is from RefSeq and is a predicted model, not a curated record. Gene Ontology annotation, biological process: double-strand break repair. Gene Ontology annotation, cellular component: BRISC complex; BRCA1-A complex. Lineage: Eukaryota; Metazoa; Chordata; Actinopteri; Cypriniformes; Cyprinidae. Gene Ontology annotation, molecular function: metallopeptidase activity; polyubiquitin modification-dependent protein binding. The coding region runs from base 1 to 1374 and encodes 457 amino acids.
AUGGGCUCAGAGGCACCCUCAUCUCCUCAGGUGGUUGAGGAAGGAGCGGAUGAGGAGUUGAGCGGGGCCGAAGAUGCAGACCUUAGGGCCUCCUCUGGGAGGGGGUCCCUCUUGACCAGGAGAGGCAUCACACUGAGAGUCCUCUUAAAGGAUGGUCUCGUGGAGCCUGGAGACGGCAUUCUGUCCAUACACUACCUGGGUAAAAAGUUUGUUGGAGAUCUUUUGAAUGAUGGGAAGAUUCGUUGGGUGGAGACUGGGCAGAUCUUUAACUCUCCAAGUGCUUGGGCAACACAUUGCAAGCGUCUAGUGAACCCGGCCAAGAAGUCUGGCUGUGGCUGGGCCUCGGUGCGCUACCGGGGACAGAAACUGGUCCAGUACAAAACCACCUGGCUACACAAAUACCAGCCCAGUGCUGACAUGAGUCUGGUAAGUGAAGGAGAAGAUGAUGAGAUGGGAGAUGAUGAAGAAGAGCAAGGGAAAACAACCAUACCAGUAGAAGACAAGAAUAAAAAGUCCAAACCUGAGCUGCACGUUAUUUCCUGUUUGUUUGUUUUUUCUCCAGACAGAGAGAGAAUUCCAGUCAGGUAUUGCACUCUUGGCACCCGAGAUGCUGCAAGGGAUCCUCACACUCUCGUAGAACUGUCUGCCUUUUCUGCGAUCAACCGCUUCCAACCUUUCAGUGUAGCAGUGUCCAGCAACGUUCUGCUGCUAAUGGAUUUUCACUGUCACCUGACCACAAGUGAGGUGGUGGGGUAUUUGGGAGGCCAAUGGGACACUAACACACAGUUGCUUACAGUCUUGAGGGCGUUCCCUUGCCGUACACAGCUGGCAGAUAGACACACCGCUCCAGCUGUCGAAGAAGAGAUUUGCCAAAAUCUCUUCAUGCGGGGACUGUCAUUGGUGGGAUGGUAUCACAGUCACCCACGAGGUCCCGCCCUUCCGACUCUGCAGGACAUCGAUUCACAGAUGGAUCACCAGCUCCGCCUACAAGGCAGCAGCAAUGGCUUCCAGCCCUGUCUGGGGAUUAUCUGUGGGCCCUAUUACCAAGGCAACCAAGGUGUGGCCUCCACCAUCACGCCAUUCUGGGUAGUUCCCCCUCCUGAGCAACGACCCAAUGAUUAUGGCAUUCCAGUUGCAGUAGAGGUCACAUAUGUGCAAGACACCUUCCUCACUACAGACGUGCUCAACGAGAUGAUGCUGUUGGUGGAGUUUUAUCGGUGUGCUCCUGACCUUGUGCAGUUCAGUCAGAAAUGGAGUCCUAAUACCUCAAUACUCGACAAAAUCAAGGCUUCUCUGAGUGGCCACGCACCCAAAGACCAGGCGUACGCACAGAUCCUGGAGCAUGUGUACAACCAACUGCGCAACACUCAGUGAACGAGCAGUGUACGUCUUUGUAUUUGUAUUAAGCUGUAGAACUGUUGACUUGGGACCUCCCACUCUGUGCAUUACGUCUGUGCACUGUUAUACUUUAUAUGAAAUGCCUUCAUGGAGGAUAUAUCAUAGAUGCUUCCAUCCAAACUGUUGCCUUUAGGACUGUUAGGUCUGUAUCACUGGCUGUGGUUUAUAUGAUUCUGUCAUAUCUGUGCUGUGAAACUUGUCUUCCUCUGUGGUUGAAACGUUUGGUGGGUAGUUAGGAAAGAGAAGAAGAUGGGUAACCGAGUUCUCUCUUUCGGCUAGUAUUUAUCUGUUUGUGUGGUUAGAUUUGUGCCAUGUUGACUACGCAAUAUGCAAACAAUGCCUUUUACCUGCUGAAUACCUUAAAAUAUACACUGGAACAAAUGAAA